This is a messenger RNA of Diaporthe citri, 1266 nucleotides long. RefSeq lists its product as uncharacterized. The record is from RefSeq and is a predicted model, not a curated record. The transcript has 2 exons. Bases 1 to 1266 code for a protein of 421 amino acids. Lineage: Eukaryota; Fungi; Ascomycota; Sordariomycetes; Diaporthales; Diaporthaceae.
AUGGACUUACGUCGCGACAGCGGAGACGCCGUAGACCAGGAUGAAGAGCAGCUCGAGCUUCACAUCCCAGACAAAUUUGAUCUGAAGCGACCAGCAGUCCAGUUCACUCAUGAGACUCAUGCAAUAAGUAUUCACGAUCACGUCCUGGAUGGAACGCUCCCAUUUUCCAGGGACAGACCAUGUGUACUAGACACGCCCGAAGAACUCGACAUAUUACUCGCCGGUCCCGAAGCUCCAAAGUGCCUGGACGACUGGCUAUACUCGGACAGGCCUGCGCUGGCCGUCCAUGUCAUCACCUUUGUUGAUGCCACAUUCGUCACACUCAACUACUCUCACAGCCUGGUCGAUGGUGUGGGUAAACGUGAGAUAAUCACAAAUUGGUGCAAGGUGCUCGCUGGGCAGCUAGGAGAUGUUAGUCCCUUGGCUGGCUGGGACGAAGACCCAAUGAAUAUAAUAUGCCGCUCUCCAUCAGCAGACGAGGAGCGUUAUAUUCACGUGGACAAUCGGCUCACUGGCUGGCACAAAUGGUACUGGGUUUUCCGGUUCAUCGUGGAUCGAUUGAAGAAUCGGAAUAAUUAUAGGCAGCGCAACGUCUUCAUCCCCGCCUCAACAAUGGCUCGACUACGGCGAGAAGCUGAGGUUCAUGCUACGGACAAGACCUACCUCAGCGAUAAUCAACUCCUGACAGCAUGGCUGCUCAGGCUGGCCUGUUCGCCCCUCAAAUGCUCAAACCGACCAAUUGGCAUCACAUCAGCCGUCGACCUACGAGGCUUCCAUCUCCACGGCCUGCGUCCCGGCACGGUCUACCUGCAGAACCUGCUCGCAUACACCUGGAUCAACACCACAGCAGGAUCGCUAUUGUGCUCGCCACUGGGCACGGCGGCCGCCCUCAUGCGGACAAGUCUGAAGCGGCAGCUCACGUUACCCCAGGUGCAAGCAGCUGCCUACCUGACUCAUGCCGCUGUGGCAAGGACGGGGACACCAGACUUCUUCACGGGCAAAGACAGCUUCCUGGUCUCGGUGAGCAGCUUGGCCAAAGCGAAAUACUGGGAGGCCGUGGACUUUUCCCCUGCGAUUCUGAAGGCUGGCAGCGGAGGCGAGCACGCCGGCAAGCCGUCCUGGCAGAGCAGCACACCGCGGUCGGGAAUGAAGCCGAGUUGUCUGGUUGUGGUCCAGGGGAGUGACUUGAAGGGCAAUUGGUUCGCACAGAUGGUUCUAUCUCAACGUACGUGGGAUAUGGUAGGCCACGAGUUGUCCAAGUGCUAG